AGCCCCCCUGCCCCAUCUGCACAACCAGACAAAGGGCGCCUAUCAAGCGAAAGCCGUUCGGCCUAUAUCAACGCCAUCAUGGUUCCGGAAGCGACGGAGCUGCCUCGGCUACGCUGCCCCAAACCAGACGUGUCGCGCUACCAACAUCUGAUAAGGAAAGAGGAGGGCGAAUCGCCAGCAGUGCAAUAUUUCUUUGCCUUGGACCUUCGGCAAUGCCUGCCCAAACUUCCGCGCCUCAUCGGCAGCGCUAUCGAAGCCAUCCGCUUGCUCGGUCCCCAGGCCUGCGCCUUGUCCAUAACCGAAGGGAACUCGGACGACGGCACGGCCGAAGUCUUGGCGGCCUUGCGGCCAGAGCUCGAGGCCCUCAAGACCACGUACUACUACCGGUCGAGCGCCAUCAACCCGCAGGAAGGAGAUCGCAUCGCCAGGCUAGCUGAGCUACGCAACCUAGCCGUGCAGCCGCUCGUCGGCAAGGCGGAGUCGGCGAGAUUCUCGGCCGCGGAUACGACCGUCGUAUUCCUCAACGACGGCGCUGACAUGAAGUGCGCCAUGGACUGGACGUACGCUGGCCGGGACCCGACCUUCUACGACGUGUGGGUGGCGCGCGGCAUGACGGGCGAUUCGUUCUUCGAGAUCCCGGCCGACGGGAACUGGGACUCGGCGUGGAACCUGUUCUGGAACGACGCGGCCGCGGCGGCGCGCUUCGCCGCCCGCCAGCCGUUCCAGGUGUUUUCGUGUUGGAACGGCGCCGUGGCGUUUGCCGCGGCGCCGUUGAUGACGAUGGGCGAUGGUGAUGAUGAUGACCAUGGUGGUGAUGCCGGGAAAGGACCCGUGCCGUUCCGCCGCGCGCGCGACGGCGAGUGCUUCGGCGGCGAGCCGCAGCUGUUCAGCAAGGACAUGUGGUUCCAUGGCUAUGGCAAGAUAGCCGUUGUCCCCGCCGUCAACCUCGAGUACUCGGACGAGCGCGCCCAGCAGAUCAAAGACGCCAAGGGGUACACGUCGACCUAG
Molecule: messenger RNA, 1008 nt
Organism: Lasiosphaeria miniovina
Lineage: Eukaryota; Fungi; Ascomycota; Sordariomycetes; Sordariales; Lasiosphaeriaceae
Product: cryptococcal mannosyltransferase 1-domain-containing protein
Exons: 3
Coding region: 79-1008 (309 amino acids)
Source: RefSeq, a predicted model, not a curated record